Messenger RNA from Salvelinus fontinalis (brook trout), 3405 nucleotides. It is a transcript of the gene znf408, whose product is annotated as zinc finger protein 408. Bases 1514 to 2899 code for a protein of 461 amino acids. The transcript has 4 exons. Gene Ontology annotation, molecular function: DNA-binding transcription activator activity, RNA polymerase II-specific; RNA polymerase II cis-regulatory region sequence-specific DNA binding. Lineage: Eukaryota; Metazoa; Chordata; Actinopteri; Salmoniformes; Salmonidae. Gene Ontology annotation, cellular component: nucleus. The record is from RefSeq and is a predicted model, not a curated record. Gene Ontology annotation, biological process: regulation of transcription by RNA polymerase II.
AUGUGGCUGCAGUUGCUUAUACAGUACUGUAUUAUAUUGACAAUGACGGCUUGAAACACUAGUCAAGGAGAUACGUUUCAACUUCCUAUGUAACUAGUCAUUGUAAAUGACAUCCAAAACGUGCAUUUUUGUGUCAUUGUAAGCUUGACAUUGUACAUGACAUUCAAAACAUUUGCAUUUUUGUGAGUCUACAUUUUGUGGCUGUGGAGAGUUUAUUUUAUUUUAUUCAACCUUUAUUUAACUAGGCAAGUCAGUUAAGAACAAAUUCUUAUUUACAAUGACGGCCUAGGAACAGUGGGUUAACUGCCUUGUUCAGGGGCAGAACGACGUAUUUUUACCUUGUCAGCUUGGGGAUUCAAUCUAGCAAUCUUUCGGUUACUGGCCCAACGCACUAACCACUAGGCUACCUGCCACCCGAUAGGAUGGACUCUCUGGGUAUGAGGGGCCCAUCCCUAAACCAGGACUCACUACACAGUGUGCUGAAUGCUGUUUGUUGUGGACUGACAGUGGGCCCCUCUCUAGCAAAUGAUGGCCAGUUGGGGCUCUGGUGUGUAGGACAUGUUCUGCAGAAAGGGAUGCUUCUGGGUGUGGAAGACCAAAGCAACACCUUUGACCUUAGUGAAGAUUACAGAGAUUUUUUGUCGUCGAUUAUCAGACGAUAAUUAAGGGGAAUCUUUGGGAAAGGUGCUAUUGGAUUAGAUUUGCCUGUAAUGCAAGGAGGAAAGAUGAACAGAAUGCUACGGUUCAUGAGGUGGAUGGAAGUCUCUGUCUAAGGGCCUGCAAAGACAUCAACCCAGGGACAGAACUUCUGCUUCGGAGUUUCCUAGCUGAUCCUCUGGAACACGAUGGAAGCCAAGGAGGGUCACUAACAACACCAGGCAAACCUUGCAAACAAGUUACACCUCGCACGUCCAGAGAGGAUGGAUCCCCAGGUGUAAACUCCACAGAGCAAGAGCUCAAGCUUACAGAGUCUAUGGUGGUGGAUGAGGAGAAAAGCCAGACUGGAAUCAAAAGGAGCAAACCUCUUAUCUACAAAAUGAAAAAGAGAUGUGUGAGAGACUCUCAUUCCAGUGGUGAGAAAACAAUGGAACAGAAUAGAGAAGUUGACUCUUGCAAAAUAAUAAAAACAGAAAGUUUCAUUCCAGAAAUAACCGAUGUGCUCUGAGGACAAACUUGUGAGUCCUGCAGACGAGCCUCCAAAGAGUAGUGAAGAACCAGAUAAUGUGGUAAGAAAACCCCAGGAGGUGCAGGGGCCACAGGUUGUCAGGGCCAGUUGCAGACUGUUUGCUAAACCCAGGAAGGUCAUUCAUUAGUCAGCUGCAUCCACAAGCAUCUUCAAGGAUGCAAAAAUGGGUAUCUAGAUCGUCAGGUGACAUUGGAGAUUACGUCCAGAGUUGGUGAUGAAAACGAACAAGCUUGCCAAGAAACAGAUAUAAAAGAUAGAGAAAAUAUAAGCUCAGAUGAAAUCCCAAAGGAUCGUGACAAAGGGGGGAAGCAAGACACAGAGGAGCUUAUGAAAGCUCCAGACCUCUUUAACACCAGGGAAAGGAGGUAUACAUGUGACCAGUGUGACAAGAGUUUCUUUCAGCUAUGUCACCUGAAGAAGCACAAGUUCACCCACUCGGACCUAAAGCCUUACUUAUGCACAGAGUGUGGUAAGAAUUACAGCUCCCAAGAGAACUUCAGGGCCCACCUUCUGAUGCAUAAGGGAGAGAGGCCAUUCAAGUGCCAGCAGUGUGACAAGAGCUAUGGCCUGAAACGGGACCUGAAGGAGCAUGAAGUUCUCCAUACAGGAGAGAGGCCUUUUGUCUGUGAUAUCUGUGGGAAGGCUUUUGCCCGCCGGCCUUCAGUACGUAUUCAAAGGGAGGCCCACCGCGCUAAGGAAGAAAAUUACCAUGCUCCUAAGCUCAAGUGCCCUGUCUGCGGUAAAGAACUGGCCAUUUCAGGCUCCCUUAGGAAUCACAUGCGCUUGCACACAGGAGAACGGCCUUAUGCCUGUCCCCACUGCAAUAAGACAUUCCGACAGCGGGGGAACCUUUUGGGCCAUCUACGCAUCCACACAGGGGAAAAGCCUUACAAGUGCAACCAUUGCAAUCAGUACUUCUCACUGGUGCCUGAACUCCGCAGGUACCUCAUAUCACACACAGGGGAAGUCUACCUCUGCCCUAUAUGUGGCAAAGCCUUGCGGGACCCCCACACCUUGCGGGCCCACAAACUUUUACACACAGGGGAGAGACCUCACAAGUGUGAGCUGUGUGGGAAGCCCUACACCAUGGCCACCAAGCUACACCGCCACAUGAAGUCGCACCUUAAGGAGAAGUCCUACAAAUGUCAGACAUGUGGUGCUGGCUACACGCUAAUGCAGAGCCUGGUUCGCCACCAGUUCUCCCAUCCAAAGAGAGAAGAUAGGACAUCUGGGGAGCUAGCUAACGCUCUAGCAGCUCUGGAGUCUAGCCACUCUGCUCCUGCUAGAGGCAGACCUAGAAAGACCCCUCAAAAGACAGAGGUCAAGCCAUGGGUCGAUGUCCCUGAAGAGAACAUAGAGAGUCAGACAGUAGUGUAUGUUCAGUCCAUCGAAGACUUAGCCAUGCCUAAUUCAGGGGAGGUUAUUGUCGGCACCUGUGACUCAUAUCAUGAUAGUGACAUAUCUUCUGUGGUAAUAGAGGAAGGGUUGGAACAGGAUGUGGGCCAAUUCCAGCUAAAUGAGAAUAUCAUUGAGAUAAUUGUCUCAGACUCUAAUAAUAAGUGCAUUGUGGUAAGGGAGCACAAAACACACAGCAACCUGGUGAUUCUACAGGGAGAGGAUGGACUGAGCUCUGUGGCAGAGACAAUAGAGAUCGAAACGGGAGUUUCAAACUGCAAUUCACACCAUUUUGCUUUCUGUUGCUGUUUUUUUUAAAUCUUCAAAUAAAACCAAGAAUGUGAAUAAAAACUAUUUUUGCAUUCUAGAUGUACUUUACCUAAAAGAAGACAAUAAGCAGUACUUAUUUGGAAAAUACCGUUGUCAUGAAUAUAAAAUGUGUUAUGAUAUCACCAUCAGGAUACUCCAUUUAGAUUACUGGAGAAGGGAGACAUAGCUGUGAACGAGUUAAAGAUAUAAGCAUAUAUUGACUCACAUCUGUGGUAGACCUUAUCUAGCCACUAUCUGCAGCAAAUGUUCUUUUCAAGGACUGUACUAAAAUAACCUGCCCUUGUAUUUUAGGAAAUGUUUUAAUGGUUACAAAGAGAAAUCCUCAUGAAGAGUUUUUCUUUUUUAUCUGACCAAAAUAUAUUUGAUCUCUGGAGAUUGUUUAUGAAGGCUUUUCAAAUAGCUUUACUGUAUUUUAACACACUGUUGUAAAUAUGGACCAUCAACAAUAUUAUCAUUAUUGUUGAAGACUCCAAUUAAAAGAGAGAAAAGAAGUA